Amborella trichopoda is the source of this 1571-nucleotide messenger RNA. Its product is annotated as cathepsin B-like protease 3. NCBI's taxonomy places the organism in Eukaryota, Viridiplantae, Streptophyta, Magnoliopsida, Amborellales, Amborellaceae. The record is from RefSeq and is a predicted model, not a curated record. Gene Ontology annotation, biological process: proteolysis; regulation of catalytic activity. Gene Ontology annotation, molecular function: cysteine-type endopeptidase activity.
AAGAUUGUCGCUCUGUCGUCAACGAAGAAAAAGGGAGGGAGAAAGAAAAGAGAUAGCAACUCGACUUCUUUGCUCUCUAAAAAUUGAGCUUUAAUUUUCAGCCUGCGAACGAGCGAGCUGUAGGAAUGGCCAAGGCUCUCAUAUCUCUCCUCCUUUUGGCAAUUGUUAUCUCGUUUGACGAGGUGCAGGCAGUGAAGCCUAUUCCUCCAACCAAGGACAAAACUCACAUUCUUCAAGAUUCUAUAAUAGAGAAAAUCAAUGGAAAUCCUAAUGCUGGUUGGCAAGCUGCUUUGAAUCCCCGCUUCUCCAAUUACACAAUUGGUCAAUUCAAAUAUAUUCUUGGAGUAAAACCAGUACCCCAGAAUAGCUUGGUCCCUGUUCCCAUUAGAAGAUAUGAAAAAACUGUGAAGUUGCCGAAGGAUUUCGAUGCUCGAACAGCAUGGACCCAAUGCGCCACCAUCAGUAGAAUACUUGAUCAGGGCCAUUGUGGUUCCUGUUGGGCAUUUGGUGCGGUUGAAUCCUUGUCCGAUCGCUUCUGCAUUCAUUUUGGAAUGAACAUAUCCCUGUCGGUGAAUGAUCUGCUGUCAUGCUGUGGAUUUAUGUGUGGUGAUGGUUGUGAUGGUGGCUACCCUAUCUAUGCAUGGCGAUACUUUGUCCAGAAUGGUGUGGUUACUGAAGAGUGUGACCCCUACUUUGACGACAUUGGGUGCUCCCACCCUGGAUGUGAGCCUGGAUUCCCAACUCCUCAGUGCGAGAGGAAAUGCAAAGUUAAGAACCAACUGUGGCAGGAAUCUAAACACUUCAGUGUCAAUGCUUACAGAAUCGACUCUGACCCCUCGAGCAUCAUGGCUGAGGUCUACAAGAAUGGUCCUGUUGAAGUCGCCUUCACGGUUUAUGAGGAUUUUGCACAUUACAAGUCGGGGAUUUACAAGCACAUUACAGGUGGUAUCAUGGGUGGGCAUGCUGUGAAGCUGAUUGGGUGGGGAACUUCUGAGGAAGGGGAGGAUUAUUGGCUUCUUGCAAACCAGUGGAAUCGUGGCUGGGGUGAUGAUGGUUACUUCAAGAUCAGAAGGGGAACAAACGAAUGUGGAAUUGAGGAAGACGUGGUUGCUGGGAUGCCUUCAACAAAGAACUUGAUCAAGAACAUGGCCGAUGGAGAUUCAGGUCAUGUGACAGUUUGAGCAUCUAUAAAAUUACUCUAUGUGCCAUGUUGCUAAAUCACUGAAAAUAGGAACACCAGGUAGCCUGUAUAAGAUGUUAUGACCAUUGCAUUUAUGUCAAUGGACCAUAACUCCGUAAAUAUCUUUGGUGCAGAAAGGGGUCCCACAGAUCUCUUUGUAUCAGUUGGAGCAUUAUAACAGGUUUGGCUCCAUGUGAGACAUCUAUGUUAUAUACACAGGAGUUGCUAUUUGCAUGUUCUUGUUAUUUCCAGCCAAAAAAAGUGCGGGGAGUAAUUAAAACCUCACAUGCUAAAUUUUAACCAUGUUCCUGGUUGGCAAUAGCAAACACAGGUGUGAACAACAUUUCUUAACUGAAUGGUAUCACUUAAGAAGCUUGUCUUUUUGGCAAAA